AUGAUCACGGACAGCCUAGUCAAAGUGUUCCGCUCGGAACGUCUCAUCUACCGAGCCUUUCAGAACGACGAGAAGGACAAGGCAUUCUGCUAUGAGCAGAUCACAAGCGACCCCGUGAACUAUGCCCUCAGUGACCCAGGGCUCCUCGCGCCUCGCAGCCGCCAGGCGGAGGACGCCAUGACGGAUGACUUGGCCAAGAGUCUUCUCGCUGUUGUACUCUGCCUCCCAGCAGACGAAUCGUCCACGGAGGAUCAGUCGUCAACCGAUGAGAAAGCCUUUAAAGAUCCGCAGAAGGCUGAACCAAUCCCGAUUGGAUUCAUGUGUCUCAACUGGGGCGGCUUUGGUCCCAAAUAUCUGCACCAUCACCGCAGCACAGAGCUCGGCAUCACCAUUGCAGCCCCUUAUCAGGGCAAGGGGUAUGGAUCAGAAGCCUUGAAAUGGGUUCUCGACUGGUCGUUUCGGUUCGCAAACAUGCACAGUGUAACACUGGGGUGCGUCGAGUAUAACACGAGAGGGCAGAAGGUGUACGAGAAAGCUGGCUUUGUGUUGGAGGGACGACGGCGACAAGUCCACUUCUAUGAUCGCAAAUGGUGGGAUGUGUUGCUUUACUCGGUCCUAGAGAGUGAGUGGGAGCAGAGGCAGGUAGAACAAGAUGAGAAGCAGUGA
Molecule: messenger RNA, 666 nt
Organism: Phaeoacremonium minimum UCRPA7
Lineage: Eukaryota; Fungi; Ascomycota; Sordariomycetes; Togniniales; Togniniaceae
Product: putative gnat family protein
Exons: 2
Coding region: 1-666 (221 amino acids)
Molecular function (GO): acyltransferase activity, transferring groups other than amino-acyl groups
Source: RefSeq, a predicted model, not a curated record